CCGGUCGGAGCCGCGGUAGGGAUGGGGAGAAGCGGCUGGCGUGGCGGCAGCGUCGGGCCGGAGAUUUUGGAAGAAAAUAAUGAAGUGUGCAUCGUGGAGGUACAUUUUCAAACCAAAAGAAGAAAUGUGAUUUAUUUCCAGAAUUAAAAAGGAAGAGUCAAUAUGAAAGAGACUGGAUAUAAUACUAGCUAAGAACUCCUGUGUUUUUUUAAUAGAAAGCUGUCAUAGUAUUUAAAAAUCCUCUUCAAAAGAGUGAUUUGCACUAAUAAAAAGCGAAGUGAAAUAGUAUAAAGAUUGUCAAAAUAUUUUUAUGGUUUUUUAGUAUAUUUUAACUUAUUUUGUUCACUAGAGCCUCUGCAUUUUUCAUGUUCUAUUUUGUCUUCAAGAUUUUUUAAACUUUUUUCAUAAACAGAAUAAAGCAAAGGCAAUAUUUGCUUAGCACGAUCUGAGGAGUUGAAAGUCUGUUUGGAUACAAUGACAGAAAUGUUUUAAAGGCAAUUGUCACAACUUAUUUGCCUUGCUCCGCUCAGAAUCCUUUAACACAUAUUUCAUCAAUAUAACUUGUUUUCGAAAUAAUGGCGUGGGUAAAAUUCUUGAGGAAACCUGGAGGAAACCUUGGAAAAGUUUAUCAACCUGGAAGUAUGAUGUCUUUGGCUCCUACCAAGGGCUUGUUAAAUGAACCAGGACAAAACAGUUGCUUUCUCAAUAGUGCUGUACAGGUUUUAUGGCAACUUGACAUAUUCCGACGGAGUUUAAGAGGUUUAACAGGACAUGUUUGUCAGGGUGAUGCCUGCAUAUUCUGUGCUUUAAAGACAAUAUUUGCACAAUUCCAGCACAGUCGAGAAAAAGCACUCCCAUCAAAUAAUAUGAGGCAUGCUUUAGCUGAAAGCUUUAAAGAUGAACAGCGAUUUCAACUUGGCUUCAUGGAUGAUGCAGCAGAAUGUUUUGAAAAUAUCCUUGAGAGGAUUCACUAUCACAUAGUGCCAAGCAGUGAAACAGAUAUGUGCACUUCUAAGUCCUGCAUUACUCAUCAGAAGUUUGCUAUGACAUUAUAUGAACAGUGUGUAUGUCGCAGUUGUGGGGCAUCUUCAGAUCCUUUGCCUUUCACAGAAUUUGUACGUUACAUUUCAACAACAGCCUUGUGCAAUGAAGUUGAUAGAAUGUUGGAAAGGCAUGAGCGGCUCAAGCCUGAUAUGUUCGCAGAAUUGCUUCAGGCUGCAAAUACUACUGAUGACUUCAGGAGCUGUCCUAGUAACUGUGGCCAAAAAAUAAAAAUCCGUCGUGUUCUAAUGAAUUGUCCUGAAAUUGUCACCAUUGGUUUAGUUUGGGAUUCGGAACAUUCCGACCUGACGGAAGAUGUCAUCCGGAACCUGGCAACACAUCUUUAUCUUCCAGGGCUGUUCUAUAGGGUUACUGAUGAACAAGCCAAAAAUAGCGAACUUUAUCUUGUGGGGAUGAUUUGCUACGCAAGCAAACAUUACUGUGCCUUUGCCUUUCAUACAAAGAGCUGCAAAUGGGUGUUGUUUGAUGAUGCUAAUGUGAAAGAGGUUGGAACAAAAUGGAAAGAUGUGGUGUCCAAGUGUAUUCGGUGUCACUUUCAGCCAUUGCUGCUAUUUUAUGCAAACCCAGAUGGUACACCUGUAUCAACAGAAGACGCACCUAGGCAGAUAAUUCACUGGUCACAUUAUAAAGCCUCUGCAGGAAAUGGAGAAGAACUUGGAUUUGAAAAGUCUACUUUGCCUAAGCCAGAUCGUACAAAGGAGAAUGGGUUUGGAGAAACUGUUACUCAAAAGAUCCCUAAAAAAUUUCAGCCAGAAAACCCAGCCUUUAGUCGAAACCAUUUUCAAGCUAGUGGUCCCAGAGGGUCAGGUAAAUUGGGGCAUAAUGAGCAUAGGGAAAAGGCAAAGGACAUUUCCAGAGAGUGUGCUCAGAAGGUAGCGGAGAUGAAAAGCUCAUCCUCCCUAAGAAAAGAUGCAGACAGAGGAUCAAAGAGAGAAUCUGGAAAACAGAGAGAUCUGUCUGGGGAAAUCCGCACUAAUUUUAAGCCAGGAUCUCCACCUUCUGGAAAUGGAUUUAGGCAGCAUUCUAAUGAACGUGUGUAUGGUAGCCAGGGGAGAGGCCCUUACAGACAUGAAAAAGUACACAACCAAAUCCGAGCCAAUGCACAGAUGUCAAGCUCCAAUAAAACAGAUGGCUUUUGUGAUGGAGAGAAGAUGAGCCGCAUAAAGGCUGACAGCAUCACAGGUUAUGAUACGGACAGUAGCCAAGACUCCAAAGAUAAAGGAAGUGUCACUAGCAGCAAAAGUCGAAGCAGAGGUUGGAGACCCAUGCGAGAAACAUUGAAUGUAGAUAGCAUCUUCAAUGAGCCAGAGAAAAAAGAGCAUAGUUCAAAGUCCAAAUUAAAUGCAAGCAGUAAACCUAAACAUGAAAAGGAACAGAGUUCAAGCAACUGGCCAAAAGAAAAUCCAAGUCAAAAAGGCUUGAUGACUAUUUAUGAAGAUGAAACGAAACAGACAGGGAGUCGGAGUUCUUUAGAUUCAGAAGGGAAAGGAAAUGCAGAAAAGGGCAAAGGAUUUACAGAGAGAAAAGUUCAUACUGACAGCUGGCAGAUACAAAGGACUGAAUCUGGUUAUGAAAGCAGUGAUCAUAUCAGCAAUGCAUCUGCUAAUCUGGAUUCACCUGUCAUUGAAGGAAACAACCCAGUUGAUACCACCAUGAGAGAAACUGUUUCCUGCAGUGAUCGAAAUUUGUCAGUCAGAAAUCCUGGGUGUGUCUUGCAGUCUACCUCCCAGCAGAACAAAAACUCUUUGGAUGCCUUGAAGAAAGAUCAUAUAAAUACCCAAAUUAACUACAAACCUCAUAACCUACCUUCAGCAUCACAUCUGCCAUUGCACAGUCCACCUUCGAAAAGGACUGACGUACCUGAUUGCAAUAAGAAGUUUUUUCCAACAUUAAUGCUACAGACCACUUUAAAAGACCACACUGAGAGAGAAAUGAAGAACAGUGUAUUAAGUGAACAAAGCUUUGCACGGUGGCCUAAUGAAGAUAUACUUGAUGAAACAAACAUACCAGUACACAGUGCUGACAGUACAGCUUGUUCUUAUAAUGGGGAGAACUUAACCAUGAUUGAAAGGGUUCAGAAUAGUGAAUCUUCCCAUUUGCAGUUGCCUCAUACAAGGACAAUUAGAUCUGGACCAGCACUUGCAUUUUUCUUACAACAGAAUAUAUCCAAACCAUCCUAUACUGAAUCAGUCUCACCUGCUGAGCAUACAAUUCACUUGUAUAGUGGCAAGUCUGAUGAUACUCCAGAAGCAAUUUACCAAAACCUUCCUCCUCCUUUACCACCAAAGAAACACGCUCUGACUAGAUUGCAUGGAAUAGAACAUGAAUCCACUGUGGAUUUAAAACGAACAGAAGUACUGUGCACAAAUCCUUCAAAUAUUGAAAGGCAAGUGGCAAAUAUUACUUCAAAAGCUACAUCUGAAGCAAGUUCAUUUCCAGAUGAAGAAAGACUUAAAACAUCAUUUCAUGGGAAUGAGUCCUCCAAGACAGAUUUUCCAUCAAGUUUAUCAGUAAAUGAUUUGUGGGCUGUAUCCAGUAAUCCUACAAAUAAGGGGGCUUGCCUCAAAGGACCAAACGCUAGCUCCCUGGAUGCAAAUGCAAAUGAUAUUGUAUCUCUUACUACUUAUUUUUCAGUCGACAACUGUAUGACUGAUACAUAUAGGAUGAAAUACCACCAGAGACCCAAGCUAUAUUUUGCUGAUACUGGUGUGUUAAACAAAGAGACAUCUUUACCACCAGCUGGAAUUUUGCUGAACACUUCAUACCACAAUACUUCUGAAUCAAAUUAUCCCACAGCUGAGCAGAGACAUAAACCUAGCAUUGGAAAUGUGUAUUGCAAUAGGUAAAAUGAUUGUGUCAUAAAUGAACAUAAAUCCCUGGCAUUCCCAACAUGAUGUGGCGAUUUAGGUUUCUAUACCUCACCUAUACUUCAUUUAGAAGUUACAGCUAUUGAACUGUGUUUUGCACAUGCAUGUGUGAUCAAGAAAGAUGCAACUAUUUUUGGUCCUAUGUUCGCGAAUCUGUCAUUUUUAUGCUUUAAAUAUUUACACCCAUUAUAAGCUAAUGCAGAAUUCAGUAAGAAUGGUUAAACUUUUUAAACAGGUUGCUUUUUACAACUAAUGCUGCUCCUUUUUAAUAUGACUUGGUUUAGAACAUCUCAAGAUAACUUGUACAGAUCAAUAUGAAAUGCCACCCUUUUGGUUCUGAUCUUAGUUGUUUUAAUUGAUUAGUUACUAAUCUGUAUUUUAGGGCACUUCUUUAAAUUACACAAUACAAAUCAUGUAUCUUUUAAUCUACAAACAACAUUUUGUUUACAGUUUGAAAUGUUUAAGUGUAACUAUUUCUGUUUAUUUUGAGCAUUCACUAAGAUACAAUAAUAUUCCAUGGUUUGGGUGGGGUGGGGAAUCCAUCCAUAACUUCUCAUACCCUGGCUUAAUGAACCAUGGUGAAAUGUAAAAAGGAUUAUUUAUUACGUUUUUAUAUUUGCAAACUUAGAGCCAAAGGAUACAUGCAAUAACAAAGUAGUAUAGUCCUCAUAGGGGCCUGGAAAACCUCAGAAUUCAAUUUGGAGUUUUUGCCCCCACAUGAAAAUUGUGUUCCUUAUAUAAAAUUCUCACAAUAGCAAAUUUUCUUCUCUGUGACGAAUCACAUGGGGUGUGAUUUUUUUUCCUUACAGAGGCACUUUCAAAUAAACUCUUCAUGUAAAACUGAACUGUUACAGCCCCACAUGAACUUUACUACCUCACUACAGCAUGUAUAUUUCUACCUUUAGUAUGCAUAAACUAGGGGAAAUAUUUUAGUUCAGGAGUAGACACAUAUGGUCUGCAUGCUGCAUCUGACCCUUGAAGUCUACUUUUCGAAGCCUACAUAGGUCUGUGAUGUCAUUACGUAGUUAGGUACUUGCCUGUGAGCUGGUUACUUCCAGGUUAAAACCCUUCACAGGACCUACAACAUUGUGUACACAAUUAUCAGUGUAUGGGGUGGACUUUCCUAGAAAAAAAAAAAAAGACCAGCUCUUGCUGAGUUCUGAGCACUAAGAGAAUAAUGGGAAAAGAAAGUAUCCCUUAAGGUACUUUAAAGUACUGGCUCUGCCUAAGAAUUCUUGCAAGAUUGUUGAAAAGUGAAGUGCAUUUAAUGGGAGUGUUGAUUUGACUUUCCCUUACAUUCAGGUAUUCUUAAUAAAAAGUUAACAGUAGUUGAUACUACUGUUUUGCCUUGUUAAA
Messenger RNA from Elgaria multicarinata webbii, 5285 nucleotides. RefSeq names its product ubiquitin specific peptidase 53 (gene USP53). The coding region runs from base 576 to 3908 and encodes 1110 amino acids. Gene Ontology annotation, molecular function: cysteine-type deubiquitinase activity. The record is from RefSeq and is a predicted model, not a curated record. NCBI's taxonomy places the organism in Eukaryota, Metazoa, Chordata, Lepidosauria, Squamata, Anguidae. Gene Ontology annotation, biological process: protein deubiquitination; response to auditory stimulus; sensory perception of sound. The transcript has 16 exons. Gene Ontology annotation, cellular component: cell-cell junction.